AUGUCCUGGUUACUACAGAAGAUCGUUCACAAUGAGGCUAUGAGAACUGACCCUAAGGAGAUUUAUGGCUGGAGGGUCUAUGCAUUGGCCUGCUCGGCAUGCUUUGGUGGAAUGCUAUUUGGUAUGGACUCUGGCAUCAUUGGCGGGGUUCUCACCAUGCCACCGUUUCAGGCCAAGUACGGCCUGGAGGGCCUUAGCAAGACUGCGCAGGCCAAUUUAUCUGCCAAUAUCGUCUCCACCCUUCAAGCGGGGUGCUUCUUUGGGGCCCUGAUAGCUUCCCCCGCCGCCGAUCGAUGGGGGAGAAGAUAUUCCCUUCUCGGUGCCGCGCUGCUUGGAGUUGUUGGUGUCAUAAUGCAGACUGCCGCCAGUGGUCAUCUCGAAGCCAUGUACAUUGGACGUCUCAUUACUGGCUUUGGAGUUGGCUCGGCCUCAAUGAUCAAUCCCCUCUACGUCGCAGAAAACGCACCCCGCGCGAUUCGCGGUGGGCUCACCGGUCUAUAUCAACUCUUUAUCACCGCAGGUAUCAUGCUUGCUUUCUGGAUCAACUAUGGCUCUCUGCUGCAUCUGACAGGCUCGUCUAUGUACAUUAUCCCUCUGGCAAUGCAAGGCCUUCCAGCAGUCCUUCUGUUCGCCGGAAUGCUCUUCUGCAACGAAUCGCCCCGCUGGUUGGCCAAGCAGGACCGCUGGGAAGAAGCGCGUGCCACUUUGUCUACAGUUCGAGCGCUUCCCCCUGACCACCCAUAUGUGGAAGAGGAGUUCCAAGCUAUCGCGACACAACUGGAACAGGAGCGUGCUCUCAUCAGUGGCUCAGGAUUCUGGGACCUCAUGAAGGAGAUGUGGCUGAUCGCUGGUAACCGAAACCGCGCGAUGAUUUCGAUCUUCUUGAUGGUCUGCCAGCAGAUGACCGGUACAAACGCUAUCAACUACUAUAGUCCUCAGAUUUUUAAAAACUUGGGAAUUGUUGGUAAUGCAACCAACCUCUUCGCAACAGGCGUUUACGGCAUUGUGAAAAUGGUCAGCUGUGGCGUCUUCCUCAUCUUCGUCGCUGACUCCCUCGGUCGCCGCCGUUCGCUUCUCUGGACAUCCAUAGCCCAAGGAAUGGCAAUGCUGUACAUUGGUUUGUACGUUCGCAUCGCACCUCCAGUCCAGGGUGCACCUGUAAUUCCGGCUGGCUACGUCGCCCUGGUCUGCAUCUUCCUGUUUGCGUCUUUCUUCCAGUUUGGCUGGGGUCCAGUCUGCUGGAUCUAUGUCUCCGAGAUCCCAAGUGCCCGACUCCGGUCUCUGAAUGUUGCUUUUGGCGCGGCGACACAGUGGCUGUUCAACUUUGUUGUGGCUAGGGCGGUGCCCGUCAUGUUAACUACUGUCGGUGCAAAUGGUUAUGGGACAUACAUUAUCUUCGCAUGCUUCUGCUUCUCCAUGUUUUUCUUUGUCUGGUUCUUUAUUCCAGAGACAAAGGGUGAGUUCCUCAUUGAGCCGAUACGAUUGUCUCUCGAGAAGAUGGAUGAUCUCUUCGGAGUUACUCAAUUGGUCCAGCAAAAGACUGCUGAUCCGGAGCAGGGCACUGCCACUGUGGAUGGAGCAUAUAAUGCUGCUGAAUCUCAUGUCGAGCGUGUUGAUCGUUCUACACACUUGGCUGACAUGGAGCCUGGUAUGAAACGAUACUAA
Messenger RNA from Penicillium canariense, 1665 nucleotides. RefSeq names its product sugar porter family MFS transporter. Gene Ontology annotation, cellular component: membrane. Gene Ontology annotation, biological process: carbohydrate transport; transmembrane transport. The record is from RefSeq and is a predicted model, not a curated record. The coding region runs from base 1 to 1665 and encodes 554 amino acids. Gene Ontology annotation, molecular function: carbohydrate:proton symporter activity. The transcript is spliced from 8 exons. Lineage: Eukaryota; Fungi; Ascomycota; Eurotiomycetes; Eurotiales; Aspergillaceae.